AUGAUGAAGGUUGCAAGUGCAGGCAAGCAAUACAGGGAACUUAUGAACGCGGGGACGCUUCGAGGGAUCACCAAGGACGGAAAUCCACUGGCCCUUCACAUGGCCAUGUUCAUACCGGCCAUCAUGGGCCAAGGGACGAGGGAGCAGCAGGAAAAGUGGCUUGGGAGAGCACUGAAGGGCGAGAUCAUUGGGACGUAUGCACAGACGGAGUUAGGUCACGGGACGUUCCUUCGAGGGCUGGAGACAAGGGCGACCUAUGACCCUGUCAAGGAGGAGUUCGUGCUACACUCGCCCUCCGUCACGGCCAUCAAGUGGUGGCCUGGAGGGUUGGGCAAAACCUCGAACUACGCGGUGGUGAUGGCGCAGUUGUACAUCGAUGGAAAAUGUUUUGGCCCGCACCCUUUCAUGGCGCAACUCAGGGACGAACGAACACACGAGAGUCUCCAGCACAUUUCUCAGGGUAUUCAGCUAACGCAAAGCCUACCUGUGCUGAUGCAGAUCUGCACAUUACAUAGUACAGAACAUAAGAACAAUCGCUCUUGA
Molecule: messenger RNA, 543 nt
Organism: Penaeus chinensis
Lineage: Eukaryota; Metazoa; Arthropoda; Malacostraca; Decapoda; Penaeidae
Product: acyl-coenzyme A oxidase acox-1.4-like
Exons: 5
Coding region: 1-543 (180 amino acids)
Biological process (GO): fatty acid beta-oxidation using acyl-CoA oxidase; lipid homeostasis
Cellular component (GO): peroxisome
Molecular function (GO): FAD binding; fatty acid binding; acyl-CoA oxidase activity
Source: RefSeq, a predicted model, not a curated record